AUGGCUGAGGAACACACCAUGUCCAACGAGGAGUGGGAGGAGGUCUCUCAAGACAUCCCCUCACUCUCCGAACCUCACCUCCAGCAGUAUCUUACAGGCCGCGCAAACCUGAUAAGCCAAGAGAAAAAGUCUCGUUCGGAUGCUUCUUUUAGGGCAUCUCUCUCACCUAUUGCGCAGCGCGCCUGUGACAUUGUUGACCGCAUCCGUGAUCAAGAAAAUGACAAGGUCUGGACUCCUCAAGUUGAGGAGGAGCUCGCCCAAUCUCGGAAUGAGCGCAUCUUCCCAGGAAUGAUGUUCAUGCUCGCAAAAGACCGCAUGGAGAAGACUAACCUGUGGAAGAUCGUUCGCCGUAUGCCAAAGGGUGCUCUGCUUCACGCCCACAUGGAUGCCAUGGUCAACUUUGACUUUCUCUUCGAUCAGCUUCUCAGUCUUCCAGGCAUGCACAUUAGCAGCGAUCAACCCCUGAACACUGAUAACUCCAGGGAGGAUGCAACUCCCAGCUUCCGAUACAGGAAGCAGACUGACGCUGAGACAUCCAUCUGGGAUGAGAAUUACAAGCCCGGCACAUUCGCUCUAUUGACAAAGGCAGCUGAUGAGUUCCCAAAUGGUGGAAGAACCGGUUUCCUCAAGUGGCUCAAGGGCAGAUGCACUCUCUCCGUUACAGACAGCCACGAGCAACAUCACGGUAUUGAUGCCAUCUGGGAAAAAUUUGUCAAGUGUUUCAUGGUUUGUGCUACCAUCAUUCACUACGAACCCAUGUAUCGAGCGUUCCUUCGAAAGCUCAUGGAGACCCUCAAAGACGACGGUGUGAACUGGGCUGAGCUUCGUAUCACUUGGCCACUUAACUACUGCCGUGAUCAGCAAGAAGAGCCCGAGAAGGACUACAUUCACAUGUUUGAGACUCUUCAAGAAGAGAUUAACAACUUCAAGAAAUCACCCGAAGGAAAGGGUUUCUGGGGUCUCACCACCAUCUGGACAUCUCUACGCAGCUGGCCUACUCGCUUGAUCGUUGAGAACAUGGACUGCUGUAUCGCCACCAAGAUAGAAUUCCCUGAACUUAUCGCUGGCUACGACCUGGUCGGGCCCGAGGAUCUGGGUCGACCCCUAUCCGACGUUCUCCCCGAGCUGUUCUGGUUCCGUAAGCAGUGUGCUAUGGAAGGCGUCAACCUCCCUUUCUUCUUCCAUGCUGGAGAGACACUUGGCGACGGUACUGACACCGACUCCAAUGUUUUUGAUGCGAUCCUAUUGGGAACCCGACGUAUUGGUCAUGGAUUCAGUCUUUUCAAGCACCCCCUUCUCAUCGAUAUGGUCAAGGAGAAGCGCAUUCUUAUCGAGUCAUGCCCCAUCUCCAACGAAGUCCUCCGCCUCACUGGCUCUGUAACAGCCCAUCCCCUGCCAGCUCUCCUGGCCCGUGGCGUCGCUUGCAGUCUGUGUAACGAUGAUCCCGCUAUGCUCGGGCAAGACACAGCCGGCAUGUCGCACGACUUUUUCCAGGCCCUCCAAGGGUGGAAGAACCUUGGUCUCGCAGGCCUCGGCAGUCUAGCCGAGAACAGUGUCCGAUGGGCUGCCUUUGAGAACCAGAACCAGACCGAGUGGAUGGAGGGCAUCAAGCAGGCUAGCCUGGGUGGCACCCUCAAGGCCAAGAGGAUGCAAGAGUGGCAGAUCGAGUGGGAGAAGUUCUGUCUCUGGAUUGUCGAGGAGUUUGGAGACGAAUUCGGCGAUGAGGCAAAGGAAGGUGCCGAGGAAAAGGCAAAGACCGCCGAUGCUUAG
Fusarium coffeatum is the source of this 1770-nucleotide messenger RNA. RefSeq lists its product as uncharacterized. Bases 1 to 1770 code for a protein of 589 amino acids. Lineage: Eukaryota; Fungi; Ascomycota; Sordariomycetes; Hypocreales; Nectriaceae. The record is from RefSeq and is a predicted model, not a curated record. Gene Ontology annotation, molecular function: adenosine deaminase activity. The transcript is spliced from 2 exons. Gene Ontology annotation, biological process: inosine biosynthetic process; adenosine catabolic process.